Messenger RNA from Sebastes umbrosus (honeycomb rockfish), 1761 nucleotides. It is a transcript of the gene tecra, whose product is annotated as trans-2,3-enoyl-CoA reductase a. Gene Ontology annotation, molecular function: oxidoreductase activity, acting on the CH-CH group of donors. Lineage: Eukaryota; Metazoa; Chordata; Actinopteri; Perciformes; Sebastidae. Gene Ontology annotation, biological process: very long-chain fatty acid biosynthetic process. The coding region runs from base 410 to 1438 and encodes 342 amino acids. The transcript has 11 exons. The record is from RefSeq and is a predicted model, not a curated record.
GCUGGUGCAGAGCAAAUCAGGCGACUUAUAUUUAGCCUUGCAAAUGGCGCUCUAUGGAUUAUGUCUUGGGGCUCUCCGGUUUCGUCUUCAGUGCGUUUUGUAGCAUGAAGGGGGGCUGUGGAUCAUGAAGAGGCUGCUAUUCAGGUGAAGAGCAGCUUCACUUCAUGUUCCAGCUCUCCUUCUUCUCAUUUUCCUUCCCCGUUUGCUCUUCUCGACUCUCUCACACUCCAUCUGGGGAGGGAAAAGUGUUUAUGGUCUCGCAUACUUCUUCUGGAGGUGGAGGGCUAUUCAGAGAGUCCGGAAGGCACCAGAGAAGACACGCUUGAGUUGGACUGACAGUUGCAAGGGGGAGUUGAUUGGACAUAUCACAGAUUGUUUCAACGGACUAUACUGAGAUUUGGGAUUAAUCAUGGAUGUACUCGCUUUAGAAGCAAAGACUGGUGGAAAUGGAGAAAACGAGAAGAAGAGUUCAUCGAGGCCAAAGCCAAAACCUCCCAAAAAGGCCAAAAGGAUUGUUUACUUUGAGGUGGAGAUCGUGGAUUUAAAGACUAGAGAGAAGCUGCUGCUGCUGGACAAAGUGGAGCCAACUGCCACUGUUUUGGAUAUUAAAGCUUUGUUUCACAAAUCAUAUCCAAAGUGGUAUCCAGCCAGACAAUCCCUGCGUUUGGAUCCAAAGGGCAAGUGUCUCAGGGAUGAGGACAUUCUGCAGACACUUCCUGUGGGAACCACCGCCAGCUUUUACUUCAGUGACCUCGGAGCCCAGCUCACAUGGGGAACUGUGUUCCUGGCGGAGUGUGUUGGCCCACUGAUCAUCUACUUAAUGUUCUACUUCCACCUUCCCUUCAUCUACUCCCCGAAAUAUGACUUCACCAGCAGCAAGCACUGGGUCGUACACUUGGCUUGCAUGUGUCACUCCUUCCACUACAUCAAGAGGAUCCUGGAGACUCUGUUUGUCCAUCGGAUCUCCCACGGGACCAUGCCUCUCAGAAACAUAUUUAAGAACUGUGGCUAUUACUGGUGCACUGCAGCUUGGAUGGCGUACUACAUCAACCACCCGCUCUACACCACGCCCUUUUACGGGCAGCAGCAGGUGAAUACAGGACUUUACAUUUUCUUGUUCUGUCAAGUAGGGAAUUUUUCCAUCCAUGUUGCUCUUCGAAACCUCAAACCACCAGGUUCAAAAACCAAGAAGAUUCCUUACCCAACAAAAAAUCCCUUCACAUGGAUGUUUUGGCUGGUCUCUUGUCCGAACUACACAUAUGAGGUGGGCUCCUGGAUCGGCUUCACAUUGAUGACCCAGUGUGUGCCUGUGGCUUUCGUCACUAUUGUGGCCUUCAUUCAGAUGGCUGUGUGGGCCAAAGGCAAACACGGCGGCUACGUAAAAGAGUUCAGAGAUUAUCCAACCCUGCGUUGCUCCAUACUGCCCUUCAUCCUGUAGAGCCUGGCGGAGAAAAAAACAACGGUUUCUACCCACAUCCACCCCCUCACUGAUCGGGUCCUUCCAUCUCCAUCUCCAUCCACUGGAUGUCAGGAAGUGUGUGCUGAGGUCAACAGCAUGGAUGGAUUUUGGUCAUGUGGAUUCCAUGUAACAUGUAGUUACAUGUCACUCCAUAACAAGGAGUGGCUUUUACGGUUACUGGUGUGGGACUGGUGAAUGCAGGACUGUUAGAGGCAAAGGAGUUAAAGUCUUAAUUUAAUGUUAUAUGUGAUGUUGAAGAGCUAGAGGUGUUUUGCUACUUUGGUAAGUUGUAACAUGUUUGA